Striga asiatica is the source of this 390-nucleotide messenger RNA. NCBI's taxonomy places the organism in Eukaryota, Viridiplantae, Streptophyta, Magnoliopsida, Lamiales, Orobanchaceae. The record is from the annotation of a GenBank genome assembly.
AUGAGUUAUUCAAGUACAUCAAGGAUGGUACCUGGUGUUUUGUGUGACUGCGAUAAGGUUGCUCGUCUCCAAACUGCAUGGACCCCUGCCAACGCAGGAAGGAGGUACUUUGAUUGUGCCGAAAAAGCUUGUCGCUUCUGGAAUUGGUUUGACCCUCCUAUGUGUGCAAGAUCAAAAGAGAUAAUACCCGGUUUGUUGCAUAAAAUAAACCGGUUAGAAGCUGAAACAAAUCGACACAGUGUCGAACCUGCUAAUGAACUCCAAGAGAAAGAGAGGUACAUCAAAAAGAUGAAGAAACUGGAAAAACAAAAUGCACAGUUGAGGCAGAAGAAUAGAAUUUUACUGGUUUUAGUUGUAGUGUCAAUGGUGUGGAAGUUUAUCAUGAAAUGA